AUGUCGAGGUUUUUUGAACAUGAUCAACUUCUUUUUAAAAAUGGUCAAUGUUCAUCUUUGCACAUCAUCUAUACUGCCUCUGGAAUUUGCUCAAAACGAUUUUCUUCGUUGCCUUUAUUUUUUCUGCUAUUAUUCUCUCUAUUUUUUGCUCAUUCAUUCGCAAUUAUUUUAUCUGGAGCGCCGAAUUCAUAUGCAAGGUAUCCAAAAUGGGCGCACACUUUUGAGAAUGAACUUUCUCUAGAUUUUCGAACAAAAUCAUCAAAUGCACUCUUAUUAUAUGUUGAUGAUGGUGGUAUACAAGGGAAUUUUUAUUCUCUUACAAUCGCAGAUGGUAAACUACAACUUGAUUUCAGCAUAUGUAUAUUUUGGCGUAAUGCCGUCCUAAGGAACAUGGCUCCAUUAGGUAAACGUCCAGGCACCCACGUUGCAGUUAUUUUAGUAGGAUUGAUCCCUUUUCGCGAUACAUUGUUUGACAAGCUUGGUGACGAUGCUGAUCUGACUUACAAUCGUCCAACAAUUACAAUGCGUGUUGACGAUAUCUUGGUUAAUGAUAACAAUUGGCAUCGUCUUGCACUUUUUCAGGUACAUUUGUACUUCGCAUGGGAAAAUAUCAAGCUCCAGCUUGAUGACGUUGUUAAAUUCAAAAUUCUAAAUCAACAAAACUUUGCAUUUGGUAAUCUUAAAACAAGUUCUGAUGUCUUUGUCGGUGGAGUUCCGAAGGAUAUUCAUCUUUUUGGAUCGAUGAGUUCACCGCUGAAACGGCAUACUAAAACUUUUAAUGGCAAUAUUAAAAACCUCGUAUACAGGCUUCAUCCACAAGGUAUGAGGCGAUCUAAUCGUAAACAAGGCGUAACUUCGCCUCAACUUAUCGAAGGAGUUGGUAUAAGACAGUCAGAUGAUGAUUACUGCAAACCAACUGGCAUUAUCCGUACCGAAGAACAUUAUUGCAAGAAUGACGGAUAUUGUUAUAGUACCAAUGAAGGUCCUAAAUGUGAUUGUUCUUUUUCGGACUAUGGAGGUCGAAGAUGUGAUCAAGCUAAAACAGAUGCAGAACUCUCAUUUUUCGGUCAGGAAUGGUUGGGAUACGACGUUGGCAAUAAUUCAGCAGCCGUCAUAAGGUCAAGAUUCGAAAAUAUCAGUUUUUCAUUCAAAACCGUCCAUGGAAAAGCGCUCAUUUUUAUUAUAGGCGAUCAACAGAUAGCUAGAGAUGGCGCACAAGCUAUGUCGUUCGGUAAUUUAUUCCAGAAAUUAAUAUUGCGAAUAAAGAAAUCAUGA
Dracunculus medinensis (Guinea worm) is the source of this 1275-nucleotide messenger RNA. The record is from the annotation of a GenBank genome assembly. NCBI's taxonomy places the organism in Eukaryota, Metazoa, Nematoda, Chromadorea, Rhabditida, Dracunculidae.